This is a messenger RNA of Lactuca saligna, 600 nucleotides long. The record is from the annotation of a GenBank genome assembly. Lineage: Eukaryota; Viridiplantae; Streptophyta; Magnoliopsida; Asterales; Asteraceae.
AUGAAAACGGAUUGUUGCCCAUUUAGUGUUCCGAUUUGGGUUUUUUUUUCCAAACACGGAGUGCAAAUCCCCCUUCCUGAAGCAUCGCUUUACAGUCCUCCUAAGGGAAUAUUCGUCAUUCCAAUCACCUUGUUCGAAGCGGCUAAGCGUUUGCCUUCCACCGACUUCUUCAACCUGAUUAUCUGGGAAUAUAGGUUUUCCGUGCGAGAGUUGACCGCUAUUGCUAUAAACAAGAUAGUGGGUUUUGAACUCAUCUGUCGUGCCCUAGGCGGCCUGCCAAAUGUUCCGGCAUUCAAUUACCCAAGGGAUAAGGUAUAUGUCGACUGUGCUCCAACACUUUUUGAUGCUGACAACGAACUAACUGAUGUCCUAGAAAAGAUUACCAUCAAUGAUGAAGAUUGGCUUGACUGCUUCUUGUCCGCAGGUGUCGAGGAGGUUGUUUCUUUAGAGAAAGCUCUUCAAGGUCUAUUCAACGGUGAACUUCUGUGUCGCGACGUCGAUCUUGUGGAGGCUCUUCCACCCCUUGUUUCUGGUCGAGGAAUCAAAGCUACCAUCGGUUCUGACAGUGCUACUGGCAUUGACGAGGAUCUAGAUUUGUAG